GUAGCGGAGUGCGCGUCGUGGCCGCUACGCCCACCGUAUUGCGUAUACAAUGGGGACACCUCAUCAGCUUCGUCCGACCAAAAUCCCCCUCUCAUUCGAGAGACCUCCCCCCACCUUUCUCGAACCCCCAAUCUACUGCUCGGAGUCCCUAUAUGCUCCGGCGUGACAUCCUCAAUCACAAUGAGGUUUUUCACCGCCACAGUGCUUGGGUUGCUUGCACCCAGCCUGGUUGCCGCAACUAACCUGACCACCCCGUCUCGACUUGCUCUCCCAUCCGACUUCAAGCCUGCGCAGGUCUUCAAGAACACGAAUCUGGUUCGCAAUACCAACCUGGAGAAAGGAUACGUCCGGGAGACCGUCAAUGUUGUCGUUGAGAAUGUCGACAACCAGCCACAGAGCGACUACUACAUUCCUUUCCCUUCAGAUGUAUUUGAGCGCGUUGGAGGAUUCGAAGUGCGUGACAAGAAGGCCACUGGAAAGGGGCGUUUUGAGGUAGACGUUACCGAGCCCGUUUCAUCCAGCGGUAACCAGUACUUCGUCGUCCAUUUCCCCCAAGCUCUGGCCCCGAACUCUCAAAUCACUCUCGGAAUCUCCUACUCUGUCCUGUCUUCCCUGAGCCCGCUCCCAGCAACCAUUGGCCAAAACGACAAGCAGUACCUCACUCACAGCUUCUCCGCUUAUAUCAAUUCCGCCUAUCAGACCGUCACUCAGAAGACCAAGCUGAAAUUCCCUAGCGCCGAUGUGCCCGACUAUACCACCACCGAGGGCCUCAAGUCCGGCGCUGACCCGGAGCGCAAGGGCGCCACGUAUACCUACGGACCCUACGAUACGGCCAAGGUGGCCCCCGGCACUGAGUACCCCAUUACCGUGCGCUACGAGUUCACCAAUCCGGUGAUCACCGCAAGCCUUCUGGAGCGUGAUCUGGAAGUGUCGCACUGGGGUGGAAAUCUGGCCACCGAAGACCGGUAUUGGCUGCGCAACAACGCUUCGCAACUGACUACCCAGUUCUCGCGCGUUGAGUGGACCUUCUCCAACUACCAGAAGGCCCCGACCUCCGCCGUGCGUGAGCUCACCUACCCUCUGCUGCCCGGUUCCGUCGAUGCGUACUUCAUCGAUGACAUUGGCAAUGUGUCCACCAGCCGCUAUCGUCCCGGUACUGCCAAGACUGGCGCCAAUUUGGAGCUGAAGCCCCGUUACCCGAUCUUUGGUGGCUGGAACUACAGCUUCAAGGUGGGCUGGAACAAUGAUCUGUCUGCUUUCCUUCGCAAGGCUACCGGCUCCAACUCGUACGUUCUCAAGGUGCCAUUCCUCCAGGGCCCCAAGAUGGCGGAGGGCGUUCAGUAUGAGCGUGUCGUCGUGCGCGUCGUUCUUCCCGAAGGCGCACACAAUGUGCGCUACGAGCUCAUUGAAGGCGCUACGAGCAACGGUCUGCCUGGUGCGAACCAGAUUCACGCAAGUCUGUCCUCGCUCAAGACUUACAUGGACACCCUCGGCCGGACUACUUUGACCCUGGAGGUUAACAGUCUGACUGAUGAGGCGCGCGACGCGCAACUAGUGGUGACUUAUGACCACACCCUCGUUGAUGCUCUGCGCAAGCCACUUACCAUCUUCGCCGGCCUUCUGACCGUCUUUGUUGGUAUCUGGUUCAUUGGCAACCUCGAUGUCAGCAUCAAGAAGCGGUAAAUCCGAGCCUUGGAAGAUGCAUGUUUCUUAUUGUCCAUCAUUUUGCUUCCUGUAACAGCUUUUAUAUCAUGUCCAAGCACAGAUUUCUCAAACGCAAGGUCUUUCUUGUGCAUUUGAGCCUCGUCCCUGGCGUACCAUGGUUCUAGUUCGUAGGAGAAAACAAUCAGGCCUGGGUAGAAGAUUCGAUCAAGCUUCGAUGUAUGAGUCUAGUAGUCAAAGUUAAUUGUGCCAGCCUAGCCAAUUAAAUGCCCAAAUCACUCUUGACUUACUGCAGAG
Molecule: messenger RNA, 1959 nt
Organism: Penicillium brasilianum
Lineage: Eukaryota; Fungi; Ascomycota; Eurotiomycetes; Eurotiales; Aspergillaceae
Source: the annotation of a GenBank genome assembly